GGCUGCUGGGGGGCGUGCGGGAGUUUGAUAUGCAGCACCUGGACGGCGAGGGCCAGGUGCGCCGCGGCCGCAGGCUGCUGCACGCGCUGCUGACCCUGCCCGAGGGCGGGGAGCAGCUGGGCUUCUUCGCACCCGAGUUCGGGGAGGCGCUGCGGGCACCGCGGGGUGUGGACCUGCACGCGGUGGCUGUGCGGCUGGACGCGGGGCUCUACCAGAGCACUGGUGACUGGCUGGCCGCCCUCAGCUCGGACGUGCGGGCGGCUCUGUCGCUGUGGCGAGCGGCGCUGAGCAGCCCCCGGGGCAAGAGCAUUCCCGGACACCAGGACGCGGAGGCCUCCCUCGCUGACGUGGCCGAGCGAAAGCUGCAGGAAAUCCUGGCCAACCCCGAAACUACACUCGCAUUGCCAGCACCUCCACCACCACCGACAGCAGCAGCAGCAAACAAGGCGCAGGGAGGUGACGUGGAAAUGCAAGACGCCGAUGCAGCAGCCGGGGCCUCCGGCGCCGCCGGGGGCAGCGGGGGCGGCAAGGGCAAGGGUGGUGGCAAGGGGCGGAAGGGGCGUGGAGGCGGCGGCAGGGGCGGUCGCAAGGGCGAGGAGGGCAGCCAGGCGGGGGCUCAGUCGCAGCCGCAGUCUCAGGGAGUGGCGCCGGAGGGGGAUGAGGAGGAGGAGGAUGCAGCGGCGCUGGACGACCCCACACGGCUGUUCAAUCCGCGAGACGGAUGCAGGGUGUGCUGGCUGGACGAGGACAAGAACCGCAUCCUGCUGUGCGACUGCUGCGACGGGGAGUACCACUGCUACUGCGUUGAGCCGCCGCUGCUGGAGGUGCCCGAGGGAUCCUGGUUCUGCCCCUCCUGCACGUCCAAAGGCCUGGGGCCGCCCAAGGCUGAGGGCGCGGAUGACGUCACUGACGCCCUGGAUUCGGACACCUCCCCCGGCCGCCGCACGCCAGCGGACCCGCAGCAGCACUCCCCCUGCGGCGCAGUGACCCGUGGGUCCGCCGGCGCCUCACCCUGCUCCCCCGCCUUCCAGCACGGCCACAGCCACAGCCAUCUGGUUUCGGAGCUGCAUGACAAGGCGGCCAUUCGCCGGGCUCAUCAACACGAGCAGCGACAAAGGCAGCAGCAGCAGGGACAACAACAUGGGCAGCAUGCAGGGUGCUGUGGCGGGGAUGGACGUGCUGGUGGUGGUGGUGGUGGUGGUGGGGCGGGUGCGGGCGAGGGGCCGCUGGUCAUCCCAGCCGACAUCCCCGAGGGUCCGCGCAUCACCUUGCGGCCGCACAGCAGGCCGGGCCUGCAGGAGGUGGCAGGUCUUCUCCGUCUAGCUCAUCUACUCGGGAACUACGACUACUGCUCCGGCACCUCCUGCUGGCCCCCCUCCUCCUCCUCCUCCUCCUCCCCCCCUGCUGGCUGGACUCCCUCCCGCCGUCUGGCGCUGCUGGCGUCCUUGUGCGACCUGGCGGCUGACACCAAUGCGCUGCGGGGCUCGCUGGAGGAGGCGGUGGAGGCGAGGAAGAAGGCGAGGGUGGAGGCCAUGGCUAUCCGGGCCCGGGCGAGGCAGAUCAUGGAGGAGCAGGCGGCCGCCAAGGCAGCAGCAGCCGCUGAGAAGGAGAACGCACCCGUGAAGGGGAGCGAGGGGGGGGCGGCCAACCCCAACGUGCCCGCGGGCAAGGGGCCGGGCGGUGGCGGCAAGGGCGGCAAGGGCGGCAAGAAGGG
This is a messenger RNA of Astrephomene gubernaculifera, 1714 nucleotides long. Lineage: Eukaryota; Viridiplantae; Chlorophyta; Chlorophyceae; Chlamydomonadales; Astrephomenaceae. The record is from the annotation of a GenBank genome assembly.